AUGGCUGCGCGUGGCGCCUCGGCGGCGGAGCUGAGCCUGAGUCUGAGCGGCGCUGCGGCCGCGCGGGGUGUGCACGCGCCGCCCGACUCCCAUCUCCUCGCUCUCCCCCGAUCCCCAUCUCCCCCCCUCGUUCCCGUGCUGCCGCCACAUGUUGCUGCCAGGGAGAGGAGCUCCCUGCGUCCGUUUCCUUUGCCGUCUCCACCGGGAGAACCCCCCUCGCCGGAGGCCACUACCGCGACCCUGUCGGACACCAGAGGCUCCCUCCGUUUGGCUCCUUCGCUACGGUCUCUGUCGAACAUCGGCGACCUCGAGCGCCGUGCCUCCCCGCGCCACCACCGGAGGGGACAACUCCGGCGGCCCCAGCGCUCGCGCCAAGCUGAUGUCAAGCCCCGCGCAUCGCCAUCCAGGUCUUCAUGGUGCCCUCGUCUCUGCUCGCGGGAGGAUGAGUACGACCGCUGCUUCGAUCUGCGAUGCGCGAAACCCCUAGGCCUUGCUUCAAUCUGGUUACGUCGAGACCACCGUUGCAACGUUGAUUCCUCUGCCCCGGAGUACCUCAAGUUCGUCUACACAAGACUGCCAAGUACCUCUAUGCACGGAUAUCGCCAAGUACCACGAGGAUACGAGAACAACUAUUGUCGACGGGCAUGUUGCCAAGUUCCACGACACCGCAUAAGUUUCUUCUUGAACAUGUAUGACUACAACGUGAACGAGUACCAUGACGAUCCUCGAAGAGCUCGGAUUCGUCAAGUUUCACUACCGCCGACUAGUACGACUACCGUCGCAAAAACAAGACCGUCCAGACCCGGACCGACAAGUACCCCAACAUCAUGUGUACAACUACCGUCGACCGUGGAUUCAUCAAGUUCAUAUCCGAAACGAACAUGUACCACUACUUCCACUACCGUCGCGAGAAUGCCUACUUCCGCUAUGAACUUGAUCCGUUCUGAUAAUGCACGCUCCGAAAGGUAUAACCGCCGAGACGACCGCCCGUGAACUAA
Triticum dicoccoides is the source of this 998-nucleotide messenger RNA. RefSeq lists its product as uncharacterized. NCBI's taxonomy places the organism in Eukaryota, Viridiplantae, Streptophyta, Magnoliopsida, Poales, Poaceae. The transcript has 3 exons. The record is from RefSeq and is a predicted model, not a curated record. The coding region runs from base 1 to 993 and encodes 330 amino acids.